AUGUCAAGUGAAACUGAAAAUAAUUUAAAAAAUGAAAUUGAUAAUAAAAAGCAAGAGAUUCAAUCAAUAGCGCAACAAGCAAGAGAUCAAUUUGAAGAAAUAAAAAAAUUAAAACAACAACAAGAAGAUGAAAAAUUAUUAAUUGAAAAAAUUUUAUUAGAAAAACAAAAGAUUCUUGAACAACUUGAAUCAUAUAAUAAUAAGUAA
Messenger RNA from Dictyostelium discoideum AX4, 207 nucleotides. RefSeq lists its product as hypothetical. The transcript has a single exon. The coding region runs from base 1 to 207 and encodes 68 amino acids. The record is from RefSeq and is a predicted model, not a curated record. NCBI's taxonomy places the organism in Eukaryota, Evosea, Eumycetozoa, Dictyosteliales, Dictyosteliaceae.